This is a messenger RNA of Ochotona princeps (American pika), 1958 nucleotides long. RefSeq names its product CD96 molecule (gene CD96). Gene Ontology annotation, biological process: inflammatory response; cell-matrix adhesion. The transcript has 14 exons. The record is from RefSeq and is a predicted model, not a curated record. The coding region runs from base 235 to 1926 and encodes 563 amino acids. Lineage: Eukaryota; Metazoa; Chordata; Mammalia; Lagomorpha; Ochotonidae.
CACAAUGUUUUCCUGUCUGUGUAUCAUUUCCUGGGGGCUUGCCAAGUGAUAAACAGACACAGGCAUGUGGUGAAUUUCUGGUUUGGGUUUUUAUUUUGUUUUGGUUUUUUUGGAGGGGGGAGUUGUUGUGUUAUUUGUUUUUUAGCACGAAUAAGGUGACUGGAGUUUGCUUUAAGACAUCAAUUGACUUCUGUGAUGACUAUGAAUAUGCUGGCGUGAGGUUUUCAGGAGACAAUGGAGAAAAAAUGGACAUUCUGUGCGGUGUAUUCCAUCAUUCAGAUUCAUUUUGUCAGUGGGAUAUGGGAAGAAAAAUACAAUGCAAGACAAGUCGUUUAUGCUCUGCCUGGCUCUGAUGCCAACUUGACAUGCCAAAUUCCAAAGACAGACCACCUGGUGCAGGCACAGUGGUCCAAGGUCACUGAUGAGGAGGACCUUAUUGCCGUCUAUCACCCAGAACAUGGUUUCUACUGUCCCCAAGGCAGAUCCCCUGAAUCUCUUGUGGCUUUCACAGAGGCUCCUGGAAAUGUGACCAAUUGGACACUGUUCUUAAGAAAUAUCUCUUCCUCGUUCAGUGGAAAUUACGAGUGUAGCUUUACAAUGUUUCCAGAGGGCAUUAAGACGAAAAUCUACAACCUUGUCAUUCAGAGACAUGUUGCACAGGAAGAAUGGAGGAGCAGCCAUACAAUAGAAAUAAACUUGAAUCAGACUCUGAAAAUACCAUGUUUUCAAAACAUCUCUGCAGAAACUUCUGAACUCGCCGUUGCCUGGUCAGUGGAAGUUAAUGGGACUCAGGAAACUCUUAUCUCCCAAGAACGUCCCAACAGCACGUCUGCAUUAUUCAAAGACAGAGUCAAGCUACACGCAGACCACGGACUCUACCUCUCUCCAGUCCAAAUCCAAGAUGAUGACCGAAAAUUCUCUUGCCAAGUUAGACUCAGUUCCGGCAAAAUGGCAACGAGCUCCACCACAGUCAAAGUUUUUGCUAAGCCAGAAAAGCCUGUGAUCAUGGAAAACAACUCCUUGAGCUUUUGGAGAGAGAGAACAUUUACCUGCUUGCUAAAGAAUGUAUUUCCCAAAGCAAAUCUCACAUGGUUUAUAGAUGGAAGAUCUCUGGAAGCUGAAAAAGAAGGAAUAUACAUCACUAAUGAAGAGGGAAAAGGCAAAGAUAAACUUUUAGAACUAACGUCUAUUUUAAAAAUUAUGCAUGGUAACCAAUCAGCCCAGGCCAACAACCUGACCAUUUGGUGUGAAGCUCUGUCUUCAGCCCCUGACAAUAAUGUAUACAACCUCUCUUCAGAAAAGAUUACUUUUUCCUGGGAUUCCACAACUUCCCCAGCAGAUACUACAUUCAGUGUUACAGAAUCUACCAACAGCAUAGCUCCUACAGGAUAUCCAGCUACAUCUUCAAAGACCCCAUUAGACAUGAGUGCAUCUACCAUCUCUCAUACCAGCAAUUCCCAUGUGACUACCCAAGACAUCAGUUACUCCUGGACCUCCAGUGGGACAGAUGCCAAGAAAUCAGUUUCUUGGCUAUCCAGUGAAAUACACAGUUCACCCUCCUCCAGCACAGGAUCCACUCUUCAGGAUGAUAUCUUCACCAGCACUACCAGACCAUUUACAGAAGUUCCCACAACUGCCAGUGGAUCUACUAAAAAUAAUCACACCCAUAUAACUGGCGUUGUGAUUGAUAGGCCUAAAGAUGGGAUGUCCUGGCCAGCGAUUGUUGCAGUUCUACUCUUUUUCUGCAUAUCAUUGUUUGGUCUUGGGAUAAGAAAAUGGUGCCAAUACCAAAAAGAAAUCAUAGAAAGACCUCCUCCAUUCAAGCCACCUCCACCUCCUGUCAAGUACACCUGCAUUCAAGAGUCCAUUGGCUAUGGUCUGCCUUGUCAUGAGAUGGAGCCGCUCUGGUCCUUUGAGACAUCAUGAAGUUGUGGAUCUCUCCUGCAAUCCUACUGAGA